UUCACUCGAAGCUCAUUCUCCGGUGCAUCUGCGUAUUCCAACAGCACACUGAAAAUCACCAGACUAGGAUGUAACCAUUUCCACAUGUUUUUUACGCUUUCUUUCUUUUCCUCAUUUUCUAUUAUAUUUUUUAAUCACUUAUUGUUAUGCAAGGAAUAACUUUUACCAAAAAUGAUCGGGAUAUACUUUUUGUGCCGACAAAGCAAAAACUGUUCUGAAUGCAAGACCUAUGUGAACCUCUCGAAGGGAUUAUAACAUCUGGGUGGUGUUCGAUGCCCACGGCUGUCCCACUGGAUAUCGGAUUUAUCGCUUUUCGACAGAAUGGAGGGCCGGGAUUUUGCUCCACCGCCUCACCUUCUUGCUGAUCGGGGCGCGCUGGUUCACCGCGCCGCCUCUCGGAUAGCUCCUUCGGGGCACAGUUCCGUGCAGCAUCCCGGCCACUUCCAGCCUGGAAAAUACUACCCAUCCCAUAUACCAAUGGCUCCGCAUUCAGGUGGGGGUCUGAUGGGGAACUCGUCGGCCUCGUUCAUGGGGACGUUCCUGGCCAGUAGCCUGGGCUCGCCCCCCUCCCACCACUCGGGGCCCCCCUCCUCCCCCUCAUCGCCCUCCUUCCGUGGGGCACCGCACUCCAGCGCCUCGCAGAUCUGGUUCCCCCAUUCUCAUGAAGCCCCAGGGUACCCUCGCUUUUCAGGGAGCCUAGCCCCCACCUUCCUUCCCAUGAGCCCCCUGGAUCACCAUGGCAACAGCGGCGUUCUCUACGGGCAGCCCCGUUUCUAUGACACGCAGAAAGAAUUCUAUCUCCGCGGUCUCUCGUCGCAGCCCUCUCUGCUCUCCACCAAUCACGGCCUGCCGGGCCUCUCCCGGACCGCGCCCGGCCACCCGCUGGGCUCCUGCAGUCGGGAGCAGGACCCUGGAGGAGGUGGAGGAGGAGGUGGAGGAGGAGGGCCUCCCCAGCACAAGGGCUCUAAAGAGGGGCAGUCGGGCGAGCGAGGGGUGGGGUCCUCCGGGAAAGACAAGGAGAGGUCCGCCAGCAGCAAGCAGGAUGCCAAGGAGCGCCAACAGCAGCAGCAGCAGCAGCAGCAUGGGCAUCUUCAAGGGCACCACGGGCACCUCCUGCAGCAGCACCCGCACCACCCGCACCACCCGCACCACCCGCACCAUCAGCACCCCUCCACACACAACCCGUCGCCGCUGGGGGACGAGGACCCGCGCCACCCGCUGGAGCGGCACAAAGGCCUCCACCCGCACGCGUCCGAGUACAAGGAUGAUGCCAACGCGGGCAAUGCCAAUGGGAACGGCAACAACGCCACCGUCGCCGGUGCCCAGGGCAAACACCUGAGCGCCUGCCUGCACCUGAACGGCAAGAUGCAGAACGGGAACGGGGACGCGGGUGGUGGCGUCGCCAAGGGGGCACCCGGGCACGAGGCGGGCAUCGUUGGGGGGUCGGCGGGCAGCGGUCAUCAACACCACCACCAUCGAGGCAGCCGGUGCUGUAAGGAGGGCGUGAGCGGGGACAUGCGGAUCAGCGAGCCGUCGCUCGUCCCCUCGCCCGCCGACUGCCUGCGGAGAGGCUCGGUCACCCUGGGCCACCCCGGGCACACGCACACGCACGCACAUACGCACGUGCACCCGCACUCGCACACACACUCGCACUCGCACACUCCGCACGCGACGCACUCCGCCGUGGCCUACGCCAUGCACCCGCCUCCCCCUCCGCCUCCUCCUCCGCCCCUUGGCAUGGCCACCGCCAUGGGGGGCGCCUGGCUACCCCACCACCCCGCCCACGGGCACCCGCACCCGCACGCUCACCCGCACCACCCCGAGCUCUACUGCCCUCCCCCGCCCUCGCCGCUCUCCCUGCCCACCUCCGCCCAGGACAAAGGUCACCUGUCGUCGCCCUCGUCCAGAGACCCCAAAGUGACCGGCCCGACGUACGUGCCCUCGGUCAGCCCCCUGGGGGACAAGAGCAGCGGGCCCUUCCAGCUGGGGAACCCCCACUGCCGCGGCGGAGGAGGAGGUGGAGGAGGUGGAGGAGGAGGUGGUGGCAGCAUCUCCAGUGGAGAUCCAGGGAAGGAGGCCAAGUCCUCCGGGGAGAAGCCCAGCGGGGGAGGGGGCGGCCGGGGGAGCGGCUCGGCCAACGGCCCCCCCUCCUCCUCCAACCAGACUCCUCCCUCCCAGUCGUCGCACCCGGCCAGCAGCUGCCAACGGAAAUCCGGCCAAUCACAGCAGCCGCAGCAUCAUCAUCAUCAGCAGCAGCAGCAGGAGAAGGCGUCGUCGCACGCGGCGUACGGGAAGGCGGACAAGGGCUCCUCUGAUUGGCCGCCCGGCUCGGCGCACACGACGAAUCACGCGCAGCCGCAUCACACGCAGCAGCACCCGCAGAGGUCGUCGCAGUCGCAGUCGCAGCAUCCGGCCGCGCGGUCGUGCGGAGGGGAGAGCGUAAACGGCGGAGGCGGUGGCGGUGGCGGUGGCGAGGCCGUGGACGUCUACCGGCCCUCGAUGCCCCAGGGCGCCAAGGCCGGCGUCCACCCGACGCCGCACCACCACCUGGCCAAGAGCGGACUGUACGCCAGCACGCCACCCUUUCGGGACUGUUCUCACUCGGGCCGCCCGCAGAACGCCUCUUCGUCAUCGUCGUCAUCCUCCUCGUCCGAGGGGAAGGGUGGCGGCGGCGGAGGAGGAGGAGAGGGCGGAUGCGGGGUGACCCGUGACGGGCAGAAGGUUGCUAGGAUACGGCACCAGCAGCACGGCGCGUCCGGCCCGGAGCAGACGCACGACGGGAAGCAGCGGUCAGUGGAGGGAUCAGCGGUGCCCCCGCUGGUCUACGCCAGCCACCCGGCGGUUGGCAUCCCCCCCAGCGGAUGGGCACCACCGCCACCGCCUCCCCGCGGGCACCACCACAACGACCCGCACAAGGCCUACCUGGACUCCUUCAGCAACGGUUCUGGAUCGAGUUCCGGAUCGGGUUCCGGUUCCGGUUCCAGCGUGAAGACCCACGUUCCUCCGCACACGACGCGGCACGACGCGACGCCGCACCACCACCACCACCACCAGCCCCCGGCUGCCACCCCUCCCAACCCGCGGGACUCCUCCACGGCGCCCCCUAGCGACGGGGGCGGUAGCACGGUAGCGGCGGGCAACAGCGCCAACGGAGGCAGCGCCAUGAAGAGCCUUAUGAAGUACAGCAGCCAGCCUCUGUCCCUCUCCCAGCAGAAGAGCCCCUUCGGCGGCCUGGGGUGCCUCAAGGGGCAGAACCGGGGGCAACAGAACUCCGGGGGAAACCAGGGGGGCAUCUGCCCGCUCCAGGAAGGUGGGCACACCAAGCAGAGCCUGCCGCCGAGGCGAGGGUCGUCGUCGUCGUCGGGGGAGGGGACGGACUGCGGCGGGCGGGCAAGCCGGGAGUCGGGCGACUCGACCGGGGAGGGCGAGGUGCGCCAGCCUCCCGUCGGGAUCGCUGUGGCGGUCGCCAGACAACGGGAGCCCCCGUGCCGCCCCCCCGACGUGCACGUGAGCCACGGACGACACGGCAGGGUACUGCCCAGCAUGAAAGGUGUGCCGCGGUCCAUGUUCCCGCUGGAACGGGAGCUGGAGGAGGAGAGGAAGAGGAUGAGCGAGGAGCAGCUGGGCCUGCCCUCCCUAGACCGCGACCGCGAACUCUUCAUCAGGGAAAACAAAGAGCGGGUCGAGUUUGCCAGGAUCCACCCGUCCAGCAGUUGCCAUGGUGACCUGACCUCUCACCUCAUCGUGCAGGGCGGGGCUUCCUUGCAGGCUAGCCAAUUGGGAGCAGACCCGUCUGCACACGCUCACCCGGCCCAUCAUCACUGGAUGCCAAGGACAGGAAGUCCCUCCCUCUGGAUGACAAGCCACUCCUAUGGCCUGAGCCACGCGGCGCUGCACCAGAACCUGGGCCCGGCGGGCUUCUCGGCGGCGGCCAUGCAGCCCGUGCUGCCCCUGCCCCAGGACCCGUCCGCCGCGCUGGUGGUCCUGCCAACCGAUCCCACUGCCCACCCAGCUGCACACCACCUGGAUGUGAUGGAGCAGCAGGGUCUGUGGCCGCCCGUCUACGGUGCCCGCGGCCCCGCCUCGCACAUGCAGCAUCCCGCCGUCUACUCCCGCUCCCAGUUUCUACGGCAACAGGAGCUCUACGCGCUGCAGCAGCAUCAGCACCAGCAGCACCGAGCGGCGCAGGCCAUGGAGCUGGCCCACCGGCACUCACACGCACAGCGGAAGCCAGAAGACCCGCCCAUGGAGCUUGACGACUCGACCCACCAAUCAGAGGCCAGAGCCCAGAGGCCCUUCUCCUACCCGUCGUCCAAUCGGAGCUCGGCAUCGCCGGGGUCCUGCCCUCCUCCUCCUCCUCCUCCGCCAUCGUCGUCGUCGUCAUCGGCGACCGCGACGGCUCGCCUCUCCCCGUGCUGCCGCUCCCCGGCGGCCGUGCGCCCGCACCCCAAGAGCACGCCGUGCGCGGCGGGCAGUGCCAGUCCGGCCGUGGCGGCGCCCCGUUCGCCCGCCCUGAGCCCGCGGCCUGCGCCCCCGCACCCCCCCACGCGCGCCGACCCCCAGGAGCAGAGGGCCGAGGGACAGCCCCCGCAGGACUACCCACAAUCCCUCGAGCCAGACCUUCCUCCAGGAUACACUUACCCGGCUAUCACCAUGGGUUACAAGGCUGGCCCCUCCCCUCAGGAAAUGCGAUUGGCCGAGCACGCCGGCCUGGAGGCGGAGCAAGCCGAGCCUGCCGAGCCCACCCCGCAGCCUCCGGCACUACCACUGGCACGGACGCGGGCCGAGUCCGGCUGCCGCGACUCCAAGCCGUGUUCUGCCAGGACUGACCAGGAAGUGGACGUGGACCGCGGGGAGGUGGAGGAGGUGCAGCGAACGAUCGGAGAGGAGGUCAGAGGAGGAGAGGCAGAGCUGGAUGGAGGGGUCAUUUGCGCUCCUCCUCCUCCUCCCGAACGCCCCCAUCAGCUCCUCCGACCUUUCACCUCCUCCUCCUCCUCCUCCUCCUCCAGGAACGCUCCCAAUCCGGGGUCCCCCCAGGCCGCCGCCGCACCUCCUCCUCUCAAGCAGGAGCUGCGGGGAGCAGGAGACGCAGCCGCCACGCUCCCUCUCCUUCAGGAGCAGUCGGCCACGGUGGCGGCGGCGGCGAAGGAGGUCCGGCUUCCGGCUUCGCCACGGAGCGAGGAGGAGACGCAGGAGGACAUGCGGCCAGGAGGAGUAGCUGGUGUGGAGUCCAGUCAAGUCCAGAAACAGAAACAGAACCAGAACCAGAGUGGCCGCUGCCCAGAGCCUCCGGCCUCUCCUGCCCAGGAGGAGGUUGAGGUCUCUGGGGUGGCUGUGGAGGAUCACCCCUCUGUGAGCCCCGUUGCUUCUGGAGCCUCCCUAGUGGAGGUUCUCCAGGGUGACCCCGAGGAGCAGCAGGAGCAGCAGGAGGAGAAGGAGGAGCAGGUGGAGGUGCAGGAGGAGAUGGAGAAGGAGGAGAAGACCCAAUCACCUCCUUACUACUCCUCUCCAGCGCGUUCUCCAUCCCUGGUCGUCACGGCGCCAGCAGCAUCAGCAUCAGCUGGAGUGCCCAGUCCGGCCGGCGUGUCCGGUUCCGUGUCGGGUUCCGUGUCGGAGCUCGGGCAGCAGUACCCCGGCUCGUGCAUCUGGAGCCUGGAGCUGUUGAUCGCGGCGGCGCUCUGUGCCACGCGGGACGCUGCCCACCCGAUGCCCGGGUCACUGGGGGUCGGGUCGUCGGGGGCGACGGUGCCCACGGCGGGGUGCCACCCUCACAGGGGCAUGGAGCUGCUGAGCGAGAUGGCAGAGCUGGAGGCACAGCAGCAGCAGAGGAGCAGCACAAAGGAGGAAGGAGGAGACGACCAGCUGACCUUUGACCUUCAGAGUCUGGCAACACUGGCGGCAGCUCGGGCGCUGGAGUUUGAGUCGCCAGGGGCAACGGAGAUGGGCGGCGCCAACAAGUGUCCGAUCCGCCGCACCCUCAAUCUGCGAAGGAAGUGCAAGUGGACACCUCGCCACGAGCCGGUGUGUCCAGUGAAGGGCGGUCUGGAGACGAUGGAUGGGGAGGAGCUGGCCAUGCGCGUGCGUCUGGCCGAACUGCAGCGCAGAUACAAGGAGAAGCAGAGAGAGCUGGCCAAGCUACAGAGGAAACACGACCACCAGAAAGAGGAGACAUCUCGCAGCCCUGCUCGUCGAGGGCCUGGUCGUCCACGGAAACGCAAGUCUGGCUCCAGUGGUCCUACCGAGCUGCCAAAAAGAGUCAAGUCAGUAGGGGUGGGGCUUAGUCUGCUGGGCGGAGACGAGGAAGUGGGCGGAGUCGGAGAGAGGAAGAAGAAGAAGAUGACCAACAGCAGCUACGAUCGCCACGGAGCCACUCAGGUGAAGGUGGGCUGCAGGCCCCGUGGUCGGCCGUGUGUGCUGAGCUCCAAGCUGGCCCAGCUGACUCAGCAGGCCCGGGGGAAGCGCUCUGGAGCGCGGCCUGGAGGCCUGCUCUGCCACAGGGAGAGUCUGUCCAGCCCCGGCCCGGCCUCGGAGCGCCUCUCUGGGGACCACGCCAAGCCCACGGCCCACAAGACCGGCCCGGGGAACCAGGGAGGAGCCCAGAACCACACAGCGGGCAGCGCCACCUCUGGUGGGCGCCAGGACUGGGCGGGGCAGCGUUUGAUGAUGCGGCGGGGUCGGAGGGCAAAGGGCACGCCAGCGCACCUGCAGGUGGGGGUCAGGAGGAGGUCAGCCGACGGCCGGCCAGAGAGCGCCGCGUCCGAGAGCCAGUCCUCAGACCAAGAAGAAGAGGAUGAUGGGAGCUACGACAGCGAGGAUGGCCCGGACGGUGCCAGAGGCCUGUCGUCACGGGAACAGCUAGUCGGCAUGGUGACCCCUGGGUCCGCCUCCUCGUCUGUGGUCAGGAUGGAGGCCAAUCGGAAAGCGGAAAAUAAGAAAGAGAGACAGGGACAUAUGGCUCACGCAUCAGGUGAGGUCAUGAAGGCUGGUAAGCGGCCGGUGGGUCGUCCUCCGCUGCGCUCGGUGGACAGGAAGCCCCUGGACGUCGGGUCCGGUGGCGGCUGCGGUGGCGUCGGUGGUGAAAGGAGGAUCAGGACGGGCUCCCGUUGGAGGUCCGCCGCUGCCGCCGCCGCCGCUGGGUGUUUCGGACGCAGCCGCGGCCUCAAGAGCGUCCCCUCGCCCGCCGACCGCCUCAAGAAGGCCACGCGCAAGAGCGCCCUGCAGUGCACCAUGGGAAAGAGGAGAGCGUGCAGGCUUGGAGCCGCCCCGUCGCAGAAUGAUGACAUCAGAUGGAGCCGAAAGGGCAGGAGUAAACAGGCUAAGGGCCGUGCGGUGAGCCGCUUGCUGGAGAGCUUCGCUGCCGACGAGGACUUCCGCAUCGACGACAACUCCAGCUUCUCUGAGGAGGACGAGGAGGCAGAGAACACACACAGAGAACUACCACCAGCAGCUCUGCCAGACUGUGUGCUGACUAAGGAGAAGCUGGUGGACGGACUCAAGGUGCUGAUCUCUAAAGAAGAUGAGCUGCUGUACGCGGCCUACGUCCACACUCUAGAUCUUCCUGACAUAUACAGUGUUGUCAUAGAGGGCGAGAGAGGGAAUCGUCCCAGGAUCUACUCCCUUGAGCAGCUGCUUCAGGAAGCGGUUCUGGAUAAGCGAGCGGAGUCCGUGGCGGUUCUGACUGAAGGAACACGGGUGUGUGCAUAUUGGAGCGAACGCUCCCGCUGUCUGUAUCCAGGAUACGUCCACAGAGGAGGUCCUGGGGAGGAGGAGAAGGAGGGGAGUGUGAUGGUGGAGUUUGACGAUGGAGACAGAGGCUGGAUCUCUCUUCAGAACGUCCGUCUCCUGCCCCCCGGAUAUCAGGUCCACUGUGCGGAGCCUUCUCCUGCGCUAUUGGUGUCUCCGGGGCGACAAUGUCGCCGGAGCUCCACCCAGGAGCGGUCAAGUGCGCAGGCGGAGAGCGCCUCAGACAGGCAGGCCUGCAGGGACACCAACAAGACCAUCGCAAAGGCCAGGCCAGGGAGACCAAAGUUGGUCCAUUCCGGAACAAAAGCGUGUGCUUCCGAGAGCAUGUCGGGCAGCUCCGCGCCCCUCCUGGGAUGGCCGGCCAUGGCCAUGUCCCGCAAGAGACCGCUGGACCUCUUCCACUUCAACGGGCUGCCCAGGAAGGCGCCGCGCGGUGGCCGGGAGUCUGACCUCUUCCCCCUGGCGUCCGCGCCCAUGUCCAUGCCCACCAAGAGCAUCUUCAACUCCUCCUUCGAGGUGGAUUCGUUCAGCAGCAUCGCCAACGGUUACUCGUCGUUCGGGAGCCAGCAUCAGCACCACAGUCAGAACCACCACCACCACCACCACCAUCACCAGCAUCCUCAUCACCCACACCCACAUCACCCCCACCCUCAUCCCCAACAGCAGCAGCAGCAGCAAGGCUCCAUCUUGCCCCUGGGUCACCACAAGAGCAGCAGCACCUACAGCCGGGGCCGCAAGCCAGGGGGCGACAGGAAGGAGUUCCUGGUCAAGCUGGACCACGAGGGCGUGACGUCGCCCAAGACCAAGAACGGCAAGGCGCUGCAGCUCCUGGGGGGACACGAGUCCACCGCCGCCGGCGCCCGUCUGGAGAGGGGCUUCGGGGCGAAAGGCCUGAGCGACGUCCACCACCACGUGGGGUACCCCCACCCGGGACUGUUGGCGAAGGACAGCAAGAAGGGAGGAGGUGGAGGAGGAGGAGGUGGAGGAGGAGGUGUUGGUGCUGGAGGUAGCCGGACAGAGCUGUUGAUGAUGAAAGGCUCGUCCCAUGCCAGGAAGCCUCACCUGGGGCUGGGCGAGUUCGCCGAGUACAGCGGGGGAGGCAGCAGCAGUGCCGCCCACAACUGCCACAGCGACUGCUCCUACUCGGACCUGGACGAGGAGGACGAGGAGGUGGAGGAGGUGGAAGAGGAGGAGGAGGAGGAGGAGGCGGCGGAGGUGGUGCGGAGGAGGGCGGCGGCGUUGGCGGCGGCGGCCCGCGGGGAGCUGCGCUCGGCCGGACGCUUCCUGUCGCGCCUCUCCGUCUCGUCCUCGUCCUCGGGGUCCUCGUCCUCGUCCAGCUCGGGGUCGCUGUCCAGCUCCAGCCUCUGCUCCUCGGACAACGACUCGUCCUACAGCUCCGACGAGGAGGAGGCGUCCAGGCUGAUGCUCCAGGGUUGCCUGUCGUCACGGCACCCUCUGCUCCAACAACAACAACAACAACAGCAACAACAACAACAGCAGCAGCAGCAGCAGCAGCCACAACAGCCACAGCAGCCCUUAGACCAGGCCUCCGCCCCGGCUAGACACGGAGGCUUCAGCUCCAAGGCCAUGGCAACGUCGGGGUCCAAGCCCUCCGGCAACAACGGCGCGGCGAAGCCCCCCCGAAGGAAAGAGACGCCCAGCGCUCCCGCCGCGGUCCUCUCGCCUUCUCCCGCCAAAGCCAGCAAAGAGGCGCCCAAGCGGCAGAAAGUGGCGUCCUCGUCGCCGGACAACUCCCCGGCCACCUCCCCUUUCAUGCCCGGCAGACAGCUGUGGAAGUGGUCCGGGAACCCGACUCAGAGGAGAGGUAUGAAGGGGAAGGCCCGUAAGCUGUUCUACAAGGCCAUCGUGCGGGGCAAGGACAUGAUCCGCGUCAGCGACUGCGCCGUGUUCCUCUCACCUGGCCGGCCGCACCUGCCGUACGUGGGCCGCAUCGAGAGCAUGUGGGAGUCCUGGGCGGGGAACAUGGUGGUGAAGGUGAAAUGGUUCUACCACCCCGAGGAGACCAAGCUGGGCAAGAGGCAUCGCGAUGGCAAGCAUGCCUUGUACCAGUCGUGCCACGAAGACGAGAACGACGUCCAGACCAUCUCCCACAAGUGCCAGGUGGUCGGCCGCGACGAAUACGAGCGGCUCAGCCGCGCCAGGAAGCCCAACAGCCACAGCCAGGACCUGUACUACCUGGCCGGCACCUACGACCCCACCACCGGCCAACUGGUGACCGCCGACGGCGUGUCCAUCAUCUGCUAGAGGUCACGGAAAGGAGACCCCCUUUUGGGAAUUACUACUGAAAGAGUGACGGAUACCAACCAACCACCCAUGCCUCCCCUCCUCCUCCUCCCAACACGAAUAUGGUAACAGGCAGGGGGGGUGGGCGAUGAAGGCUGGGACUGACCCACAACACAAAAAGCUGUCCGUGCCAUUGGUGUCGUUGGGCGCUGACCGCCCCCGUCCCAUUCUCUGUGCGGGGAGAGUUGGGUCGGACGGCGGCACGGCUGCCCACGCCAGCUGUUGUGGAACGGCAGCGUCAGGUGGCAUCCUUGGUGUUCUGCACCGUGGAGGGAUACAAGGGGCGAUAGAACCCGUCGGGGGGCGGAACUAGAACACUCAAUCCUGAGCCCCCCGACCUGAACUAAAGCCAAGGAACGUAACUCAGAGAACACGGUCAAGCACUGGAGUCUUCUACAAGAGAAGGACAUUGAUACUGACCUUAAGAGAACGAGAUGUGUAUAAAAAAAUAUAAAGAAAAGAUUAUGAAAAGACGAAAAAGGCUUCAAUGGGAGAGUGGUCUUUGGGAAAAAUGGAGUCUCCCGCUCCCUACACUGGUCUUACAGGUUUCUACAUGCUCCAUCAGGACCAAAAACACUGUUGAACUGGGGUGUAAUAUGGUGUUUGUAACUACGUACGUCUGAGAGAUAACGUGUGUGUGUGUGUGUGUGUGGGUGUGUGUGAAAGAGAGGAGGAUAAUGUACAUAAUACUGUGUGUGAGUGCCCAAACGACCGCUGACUCGGAAAAAGGAAUUGCGUGCCAGACGGAGUCGGGCCUUAUCUGUGCCAGACGAGGGCCAGAGGGCAGCCGGAUCUGGGCCGGAUCUGAGCCGGAUCUGGCCCAGGUGUGUUCGGCACGGCCCCAGUGAUGCGCGAAGCUGAAGGGCCCCUGUGGAGUCAACGUCAAUGCUCACGGUGACUUGACACGAGUGUGUGUGUCUGUCGUCCUGUGCCACUCGUCUCUCACACACACACACACACACACUCACAAACACACACACAUUAUUUAAAAAAAAAAAAAACGCUCCAGUGGGGAUUUCCAGGGAUUGUUUUUGUUUCUUUUUUAAUAAAAAUGCCCAGAUAAAUAUUAUCUUUGAACAAAAAAAAGGAAUGAUUUUUCCAAUCAAGCCAUACACUUCAGUACCUCUCUUUUAUCUUCUUAUUCAGGUGUAUAGUUGUACAAUUGUUUUAUUCUUUGUGUGUGUGUACAUAUAUAAAAAGGUAUAAACUGUAUAUAUGAUAUAAAUGAAGAGAGAAGUCUAUUUCUCUUUAUUGCCCUCGAUUGUGUUAUUUUUUUAAAAAAUGAGAGAACUGUUAGGUUUGAUCUGGAUAUUAUUUUUCUUUAUUAUUUUGUAUUUUUUCGCUCUCUUCGGAGGAUGAUGGCAGGCGCCUUUGCUGCCAUGCCUGCACUGCACACGACCUUUCAUACUUAAGGUCAAAGGUCGUGAAAAGUUGUAUAUAAGGACAGGACGGCCAUGGUCCUGUGACAGAGCAAAAGAGAUGGAGAAAGAGAGAGAGAAAAGAUGGAGGGUAAUAUAAGGCUUUCCAUGUUCACCUCAUUGUUGUCUGUUAAUGUCUUUUAUCUGUUUUUUUUUAUACUGCUUUCUGCUUUGAGUUACUUAUGUUUUUUUUUUGAGAGAGAGAAAAAAAACAAAAACAUUUCUUAUCGCACAGUUGUCUUCAUGGAGUUAAGUGUGGAGUCAUAGCAGAAAAAAAACCCUUUGUGGUCAAAUGCAUGAAAAGGACGAUAAAAAAAGAGAAUCAUUGGUCAUUAAUCCUAUAGGAACACACAGAUCACGUAGUCAUAGAGAAGAUAUAGAAAUCUAUCGGGCCAUGACGUAACGUAAACAUGUCCAAACCAAAGCACCUGCCUAAGGUUACUUGUCUUUAGGAUGCAAUAAUAUUGUCUAUAUUUAAAAAAAAAAAAAAAUCAUCAAAUCAGAAAAAUGUAAUGGGACCCCUGCAAUGCUACUAGACUGAUGUACUUUAUCUAAAAGACAAUGUGCAUAUUCACCAAUGUGCAUUGCAGCUCGUGCAAGAUGGCACUCUGUGUGCGGCCAAAACAGCCAGAUCUGUGGCGAGGGCGUUGUGUCUUAGUACACACAUUUUUAUGUUGUGGAGAGAACCCAAAGGGUUUCCAACGGUAACUGUGUACGGCACAAAGUGAAGGACAAUCAGCACCCAAGAAAGAUGGCAGUUAAUUUUUUAUUUUAUUUUAUUUUUUAUUUUAUUUUGCUUUGUCAACGGAUCGAGUUUAAAAAAAACAAGAUGCUUCGUGUCACUUUUCCUCCUACUUUGCCAAAAAUGUUUCAUUGUUUUACUUCAAGUUCUUUGUUUUUUUUUGUUUUCCAUUGUCUUUGUCUACAUUUUUGUUGUUAUUGCUGUUGUUGUUGUUGUCACUGUUCGAUAUGCAAGCCUGUAAAGACUGUUCAGUGUUGGGGGUUAAAGCGAGCAGAAAGAGUUGCCUUUUAGUUCUUGACGUCGACUAACUUUUUAACAACAGUGUUGCUGUUACACUGCAAAAAAAAAAGAAAGAAAAAAAGAAAAAAAAACGAAGCAAAAGCUUUAAAGUAAAUCAGAUGUGAAAUCCAUGUAAUGUCACUUUUUUGGGUCUAUAAAAGGAGUUAAAAAUGGUAUUUUCUUAAAUAAACAAACAAACAAACAAACAAACAAACAAGCAAAGCAAACAAAUUAACACUGGAUUCAGCUCUGAAUAUAAUGAUAUUGCCGCCUGUUCUGCGCUGGGUGGAGCUGCCUUUCCCUAAGAGGACUAGCGUUCAUGAGACACCCUCUGGCGCCUGGUUUAUAGGGUUGAAAUACUUUGUGACAUUGUUGGAAAUGAAAAAGAAGACAAAAAAACUCUAAGAUAUUUCCUCUGUUUUUUAAAAAAAUACAACAAGUUAUUUAUCUUAAUUUUAUUGCCUUUGUGUUGAAUUUCAUUAAAAAAUGUCAAACUACAA
This is a messenger RNA of Sardina pilchardus (European sardine), 12986 nucleotides long. It is a transcript of the gene bahcc1b, whose product is annotated as BAH domain and coiled-coil containing 1b. Lineage: Eukaryota; Metazoa; Chordata; Actinopteri; Clupeiformes; Clupeidae. The transcript is spliced from 29 exons. Gene Ontology annotation, molecular function: chromatin binding. The record is from RefSeq and is a predicted model, not a curated record. The coding region runs from base 322 to 10008 and encodes 3228 amino acids.